Hirsutella rhossiliensis is the source of this 642-nucleotide messenger RNA. RefSeq names its product male sterility protein. The transcript has 4 exons. Bases 1 to 642 code for a protein of 213 amino acids. The record is from RefSeq and is a predicted model, not a curated record. Lineage: Eukaryota; Fungi; Ascomycota; Sordariomycetes; Hypocreales; Ophiocordycipitaceae.
AUGGCUGCACAUCUUCUUGCCGUGGUCAAUGGGUCUUCGAUCGGGGGCAAAGAGCGGAGAGUGAAGUCUCCAUUGCGCAGAGACUUCUGUCCAAGCCAGACAGUGCUUUUGACCGGUACUACGGGAUCACUGGGCGCCUACAUGCUGGACAUGAUGUGCUCCUCCCCUCAGGUGAAGAAGAUUGUGGCCUUGAACCGAGGCUCGGAUGGAGGCCGCUCCCGGCAACCUGGCGUCAGCGGAGAACGAGGAUUGAGCCAAGACUUUUCUAAAGUCGAGUUUGUGCAAGCGGACCUUUCCAAGCCCAGAUUGGGCGUCGAGGAGAAGAUGUACAACAACCUCCUGCAUGAGGCUGACCGAAUCAUUCACAACGCAUGGCCGGUCAACUUCAACAUCAGCGUCGGGUCCUUUGAGCCGCAUAUCAAGGGUGUGCGUCACUUUGUGGACUUUGCCGCCGCAGCCAAGAAGCACGACGAAGUGCCAGAGACUGGCUUUACCGAUCUCAACCUGCCAACCAUGGGCUACGGACGGUCUAAAGCGGUCAGCAGCUUGAUCCUGGACGAGGCGCGAGAAGUGUGGGCUGUCGACGGCGGUGAUCCGGGUCGGCCAAAUCGGUGGCCCCCUUGGACCGCGACACGUUGUUGA